Molecule: messenger RNA, 282 nt
Organism: Ostertagia ostertagi
Lineage: Eukaryota; Metazoa; Nematoda; Chromadorea; Rhabditida; Trichostrongylidae
Source: the annotation of a GenBank genome assembly
AUGAUAGAUGAUCUACGAUGGAGGAACAUCCAUUUCAAAAGUUGUAAAGUCGUGAAGGGGCCGUCCUGUGGCGGCGGAUCACAUGCCUUGAUUGUUCUGGACACCACCGUCGAUGACGCUGGCGAGUAUGUGGCCGUGGCCAGGAAUUGCCAUGGCUCGGCCAGUUCGUCCGCCAUCCUUGACGUCACUGUUCCUCAUCUUGACAACAUCAAGUUCAACGGAGAAAUCGAUGUAACACCCUACCUAACCGAAGAAUACGGAUUCAAGAAGCUCAACUAUGCC